Paramacrobiotus metropolitanus is the source of this 843-nucleotide messenger RNA. RefSeq lists its product as uncharacterized. The record is from RefSeq and is a predicted model, not a curated record. Bases 1 to 843 code for a protein of 280 amino acids. The transcript has a single exon. NCBI's taxonomy places the organism in Eukaryota, Metazoa, Tardigrada, Eutardigrada, Parachela, Macrobiotidae.
AUGGAUUCCCGGGCAUUACCCGUCAUUCCGCCUGAACUGGCUCCCUUCGCUGAGAAGAUCCGCGCGACGCUGAAGGAUGCCGUCAACAUCAAACUGCACCCGGCCAAAAACUUGCAGCCGUGGCAGAGCAAAGUGGGCGGAACGCCGUACCUCCCUAAAUCAGCCGAAUACCCCCGUAGUUCUGCGGGCAGCGCGUUGCUCUUACUGGCGCAGAUCAACUUCGCCGAAACACCCCGUCUCAGCGGUUAUCCGGACAAGGGAAUCCUGCAGUUCUUCAUCGAUCCCACGGACGAUAUGAUGGGGCUGAAUCUGAAUUCCAAUGCUAGUACCACCGAACAGGAUUUGUUCCGUGUCCAGUAUUUCCCUGAUGUGACAGAAGAUGCAUCGCAGCUGCAGACCGAACUGCCGUUCCGCAUUGAGGGCGAGAACAUCGUGGACGUCGCGUCCGGGAAAGAAUCGCAGAUGUACUGGCCGCUGGAGCGAAACGUGGAGUUGGCCAUGGAGUUCCAGCCCUUCCAGCAGUACAUGACGCCCAAUGAUUACCGUCGGGAAGAGAUUUUUGGGGGUGAGACGUACGACACCCGCCCCGAGGCGUACGAGGCCUUCGAUGAGCAUCUGCGGUCAAACGGACACCAGAUCGGCGGGUAUCCCGUCUUCACGCAGGAAGAUCCCCGGACGGGCUCCAGCGAUCUGCGCGGCUAUGAGCUCUUGUUCCAGCUGGAUAGUGACGGAACGAACGGGAUCAUGUGGGGCGACAUGGGAGUGGGGAAUUUCUUCAUCCGGCCGGAAGAUCUGGAGAAACGAGAUUUUUCGAAAGUGGCGUACAAUUGGGAUUGUUGCUGA